Molecule: messenger RNA, 552 nt
Organism: Diplodia corticola
Lineage: Eukaryota; Fungi; Ascomycota; Dothideomycetes; Botryosphaeriales; Botryosphaeriaceae
Exons: 1
Coding region: 1-552 (183 amino acids)
Source: RefSeq, a predicted model, not a curated record
AUGUCUGACGAUGGCUCGGACUUUUCAAGGGCGUCAUCCGAAUUCCCCACCAUAGACAUGGUCUUUGUGGAUAAGAAGCAGUUUAAGAAAGAGCGUCAAGGUCUGAAGCAAAUAGUUGAGGAGGAGCGGACGUCCUGGGUCAAGGAGCGUCAGGACCUCGAGCACGAGGCCAAGACUGCCGCGAAAGAGGCUAACGGUGCCACCCUUCACGCGAAGAGUCUACACCAACUCUGGACCAAAACCGUGCGCGAUAAGGUGCGCCUUAUGAGAGAGAACAGGCGGCUUCGGGAGCACAAUUCCCAUCUCUUCCACACGGCCGAGGUCCUCUUGCAAGACCAGGCCACGUCGAAGGGAACCUCUAGCAUUGUUGACAAGGCCAGAAUCUUCCAGACUCUGUAUCAGUAUGCACGGCAUCGGAUGGAGGAUCUAGAGCUUCAGCUUGCAAGGGCAAAGGAGGGGAAGAAGGCGGCUGACGAAGCGAACGAUAGGCAACGGAGGGAGGAUAAGGCCCGGAUCGAUGAGCUUGAGAAGCUUCUUGCAGCUAGAACUUAG